AUGGAGCCAGGAGAAGAGAACAGGUUUCUUGCUGUAGAGGAGGGACAUGGCUACUCCCAUUGUAGAAGAACAGACGAGAGUAAUGAAGUUGUCAACAUGAUACCGAACACCAAUUUGUAUGGCGUUCACCCCUUCUACCUGAAUAUGGAGGAUGACAACAAUGCCCAUGGUGUGUUCCUUCUGAAUAGCAAUGCAAUGCAAAUUGACUUCCAGCCUCAGCCUUCCAUCACGUACCGUACGAUGGGAGGAGUCCUAGAUUUCUACGUGUUUACCGGACCCACACCAAAUGCCGUUGUCCAGCAGUAUACGGAACUGAUUGGUCGACCCUUCAUGCCCCCUUAUUGGUCUCUUGGAUUUCACCUCUGUCGUUGGGGUUACAAUAAUUCUGCUACUAUGAAAACCGUCAUCAAAAGAAUGAGAGAUUCCAAAAUACCAUAUGAUGUCCAGUGGAAUGAUAUUGAUUCAAUGGAGAAGAAGCUGGACUGGACCUAUGACCACAACCUGUUUGCUGAUUUACCAGAGAUCGUGAAAGACCUCCACGCCCAUGGCCAACAUUACAUAAUGAUUGUGGAUGGUGCAAUUAGCAGUCAGCAACCAAAGGGAACAUAUCCUCCUUAUGAUAAUGGUCUCGUUGAUGGAGUUUUCAUAAUAGACCCUGAAGAUGGCAAACCUUUGGUUGGUCAAGUAUGGCCAGGUGAUACAGUAUUCCCAGACUUCUUUCAUCCAAAAGCUUUUUCGUAUUGGUACAAAGUGGCAGCUGACUUCCACAAACUGAUUCCUUAUGAUGGCAUUUGGGCAGAUAUGAACGAACCUUCUAAUUUUGUGGCCGGUUCUGAAGAUGGCUGUCUUUACAAUAACCUUAAUUAUCCCCCUUUUAAUUCACCAGCAAUCCUUGGUUCUAAACUCUAUGAAAAGACUAUCUGUCCAUCUGCUGCUCACAACAUCUCCUCACACUACAACCUGCACAAUCUCUAUGGUUACAGCCACACCAAAAUAUCUGACAUGGUUCUUCGGAAGCUUCUCAAGAAAAGAAGUCUAGUCAUCAGUCGGUCAACAUAUGCAGGAACUGGUGUCUACGGUGGACAUUGGUCUGGUGACAAUCAUGCCGCAUGGGAAGACAUGUACUAUUCAAUACCAGAAAUGCUAAACUUCCAAUUAUUUGGUAUGCCAAUGAUUGGCGCUGACAUCUGUGGUUUCUUGGAUCCCACCACAACAGAACUGUGCGUACGAUGGACCCAGAUUGGAGCAUUUUACCCUUUUAUGAGGAAUCACAAUGGAUGGAAUUUUCCAGCCCAAGACCCAGCUGUAUUCGACGCCCGUGCUCAAAGUGCUAUGAGGAAGGUAUUACUAACACGCUAUAGUCUACUGCCUUAUCUCUACACCCUUCUUCACUACAGCCAUCAAGAUGGCUCUGCAGUUGUUUGGCCCUUGUUCUUCAUAGAACCCAAUGAAGAGACCUUCAAGAUUGAUCGACAGUUUUUGUGGGGCAGUGAUCUGAUGAUCAGUCCAGUCCUGAAACCAAAAACAUUCAGUACCAAAGCCUACUUUCCCAAAGGUUUAUGGUAUGACUUCUACACUGGCAACAUGAUUAGUUCAGCUGGCCUCUACAUGUUCCUCGAUGCUCCAUGGGACAAGAUUAACCUACAUGUUCGUGGAGGUGCAAUCAUACCAACCAUUGAACCUGAUGUCACUACUACAGCAUCGAGAAAGAAGAAAUUUGGUUUAUUUGUUGCUGCUGACAGUAACAGCACGUCGAGAGGGGAACUUUUCUGGGACGAUGGAGAAAGUUUCGAUACAGUGAAGACUGGAAAAUACACACAUUUAGUGUUCACGGGUGCACAAAACAAUGUCACCAGUGAAGUGUUGGCAUCUGGUUACUCUCCACCGACUGAACUCUAUCUUGGACAUGUUUUGGUCUGUGGUGUUGCCAAAGGGCCGCACCAAGUUCUUGCAAACUCUAAGCCAGCAAAAUUCAUAUGGUUUCCUAAUUCACAGGUUUUAAACAUCACCAACAUGGCUCUCAGCCUCACUCAUCCAUUCACUAUUACCUGGAGCUGAUUCCUACAACACAAAAAUGUAUUAUAACAAGAAUAAACCGAAAUUAAAUGUAAAAAAAACCAAAAAAAAAAAAACCAAAGAGAA
Molecule: messenger RNA, 2142 nt
Organism: Octopus bimaculoides (California two-spot octopus)
Lineage: Eukaryota; Metazoa; Mollusca; Cephalopoda; Octopoda; Octopodidae
Product: lysosomal alpha-glucosidase
Biological process (GO): carbohydrate metabolic process
Molecular function (GO): carbohydrate binding; alpha-1,4-glucosidase activity
Source: RefSeq, a predicted model, not a curated record